GGGAGGAAUAGUGCCCCAUCGUUGGUGUCAGUGGGGGGGAGGAAUAGUGCCCCAUCGUUGGUGUCAGUGAGGGGAGGAAUAGUGCCCCAUCGUUGGUGUCAGUGGGGGGGAGGAAUAGUGCCCCAUCAUUGGUGUCAGUGGGGGGAGGAAUACUGCCCCAUUGUUGGUGUCAGUGGGAGGAGGAAUAGUGCCCCAUUGUUGGUGUCAGUGGGGGGAGGAAUAGGGCCCCAUCGUUGGUGUCAGUUGGGGGGUGGAAUAGAGCCCAAUCGUUGGUGUCAGUGGGUGGAGGAAUAGUGCCCCAUCAUUGGUGACAGUGGGAGGAAUAAUGCCCCAU
Molecule: messenger RNA, 334 nt
Organism: Staurois parvus
Lineage: Eukaryota; Metazoa; Chordata; Amphibia; Anura; Ranidae
Source: the annotation of a GenBank genome assembly